Messenger RNA from Nicotiana attenuata, 501 nucleotides. RefSeq lists its product as uncharacterized. The transcript is spliced from 2 exons. Lineage: Eukaryota; Viridiplantae; Streptophyta; Magnoliopsida; Solanales; Solanaceae. The coding region runs from base 1 to 501 and encodes 166 amino acids. The record is from RefSeq and is a predicted model, not a curated record.
AUGAAAACUAAUGAAAGAUUUGAAGUACAAGGGGCAGCAAUUCAAAAUCUGGAGAAGCAAGUGGGGCAGAUUGCAACAAUAUUAUCUGAGAGAAUCCCAGGCGCUAUUAAUUUUGAUAAGUCUUUAUGUGAUGAUGGUGCCUCAAUUAAUUUAAUGCCUCUGUCUAUUUACAGGAAACUGGAGAAUGAGAUCGGAGAGAUAAGGUCUACACCAAUAUCAUUGCAGCUGGUAGACCAAACAACUCUAAUACCUGCGGGGAUAGUUGAAGAUAUCUUAGUUCGGGUAGAUAAGUUCAUAUUUCCUAUAGAUUUUAUAGUGGUGAUGAUGGAGGAGAACAAGGAGGUCCCUCUCAUCUUAGGAAGACCAUUUUUAGCAACGGGUAGGGUAAUAUUAGAUAUACACGAGAGAAAAUUCAUGCUUAGAGUGGGUGAGGAACAAGUGACUUUUAAGAUGGAUGUAGAAAAAAAGGAGAAGCCAGCUGCAAGUGUGAGUGAAAAGUGA